Molecule: messenger RNA, 3579 nt
Organism: Ricinus communis (castor bean)
Lineage: Eukaryota; Viridiplantae; Streptophyta; Magnoliopsida; Malpighiales; Euphorbiaceae
Product: pentatricopeptide repeat-containing protein At4g20740
Exons: 2
Coding region: 140-2302 (720 amino acids)
Molecular function (GO): protein binding
Source: RefSeq, a predicted model, not a curated record
AACUUCUUGUCAGUUUCAAAAGAAAGAAAAGGAAAAAACUUCUUGUGGAAAAUAAGUCUCAAUGCAAUAAACGAUGUCUUGUAUCCACAUCAAAUAACAGCUCCUCUACUGCAAUAAUAGCGGACUGUCCAUCCCCAAAAUGCCACCCCAAUCACUGCCACCACCGAAACCCUACUUCUUCUACGGCCACCGCAAACCCUCCCAAAACCGCCCUGUCGUCCGCGGCGGUCUCUUCUCCAACCGCCAAAUCAUAAAACCACAAAACUCCAUAAAACCCAAAAAUCCCGUGCCGUUUGACCUCCAAAAUUGGGACCCACAAAAUCCAUGUCCCUCUUCAAAGUCUCCACCUUUAUCCCAGAACCACUCCCUUUCCACUCUUUCCCAACGCCUCUCCCCGAUCUCCCGCUUUAUCCGCGACGCUUUCCGUAAAAAUAGCAACAAAUGGGGCCCGCCAGUCGUUGCUGAACUUCGCAAGCUUCGCCGUGUGACGCCUGACCUCGUCUCCGAAGUUCUUAAAGUUGAAAAUGACCCUCAUUUAGCUUCCCAAUUCUUUCACUGGGCAGGUAAGCAGAAAGGGUACAGGCAUAAUUUCGCUUCUUAUAAUGCUUAUGCUUACUGUUUAAAUAGAAGUAGCUUUUUUCGAGCUGCUGAUCAGUUACCUGAGUUGAUGGAUUCUCAAGGGAAGCCACCUACUGAGAAACAGUUUGAGAUUUUGAUUAGAAUGCAUUCUGAUGCUAAUAGAGGGCUUAGAGUUUAUCAUGUGUAUCAAAAGAUGAAGAAAUUUGGAGUCAAACCUCGUGCUUUCUUGUAUAAUAGAAUUAUGGAUGCUCUAAUUAAAACGGCUCAUUUAGACUUGGCAUUAGUAGUUUAUGAUGACUUUAAGAGUGAUGGUUUGGUGGAAGAUAGUGUUACAUAUAUGAUUUUGAUAAAAGGGUUGUGUAAAUUUGGUAGGAUUGACGAAAUGUUGGAGGUUUUGGGAAAAAUGAGGGCAAAUCUGUGUAAACCAGAUGUUUUUGCAUACACGGCAAUGGUUAAGGUGUUGAUUGGACAAGGGAAUUUGGAUGGCUGUUUGCAGGUCUGGGAGGAGAUGAAGAGAGAUGGAGUGAAUCCUGAUGUGAUGGCUUAUGCGACUGUAGUCACAGGAUUGUGUAAAGGUGGAAGGGUAGCGGAGGGUUAUGAGUUGUUUAAGGAAAUGAAGGAGAAUAAAGUUUUGAUUGAUAGGGCAAUUUAUGGUGUAUUAAUUGAAGCAUUUGUCAAAGAUGGAAAGAUCGGAUCAGCUUGUGAUUUGUUGCAGGGUUUGGUUGAUUCUGGGUAUAGGGCUGAUUUGGGAAUCUACAAUUCACUCAUUGAAGGUCUGUGUAAUGUGAAGCGGGUUGAUAAGGCUCGUAAGCUCUUUCAGAUUAUGGUUCAAGAGGGUCUUGAACUAGAUUUCAAGACAGUGAAUCCCAUGCUGGUGUCUUAUGCAGAGAUGAAAAGGAUGGAUGAAUUUUGCAAGCUGCUUGUUCAGAUGGAGAGGUUGGGAUUUUCUGUUAUGGAUGAUAUUUCCAAAUUAUUUUCUUUUCUGGUUAGGAGAGAGGAAAUUAUUACAUUGGCCUUGGAAGUUUUUGAAGAAUUGAAAGUGAAAGGUUAUAUAAGUGUUUUAAUCUAUAAUACUCUUAUGGAGGCACUCCUCAAGGUUGGGGAGGUGAGAAAGGCAUUAUCCCUUUUUAGUGAAAUGAAGGAUUUAAAUUGUGAACCUGAUUCAAACACUUAUAGCAUUGCAGUUAUAUGUUUUGUCGAAGAUGGAAAUAUACAAGAGGCUUGUGUGUGCCAUAACAAAAUAAUCGAGAUGUCUUCCGUCCCUUCUGUUGCUGCCUAUUGUUCUCUCACGAAAGGACUUUGUGAUAUUGGAGAGAUUGAUGAAGCCAUGAUGCUUGUACGUGAUUGCUUAGGGAAUGUUACAAGUGGGCCUAUGGAGUUCAAGUACACUCUUACAGUUCUUCACGUAUGUAGAUCAGGUGAUGCUGAAAAGGUGAUUGAAGUACUGAAUGAAAUGAUGCAUGAGAAUUGUCCUCCCAAUGAGGUUAUUCUUUCUGCUAUUAUCUCUGGAAUGUGCAAGCAUGGGACAUUGGAAGAGGCAAGAAAGGUGUUCACAAAUUUGAGAGAGCGGAAACUUCUGACAGAAGCCAAGACAAUUUUUUAUGAUGAAAUAUUGAUUGAACACAUGAAGAAGAAGACAGCUGACUUAGUGGUGUCCGGAUUGAAGUUUUUUGGUCUGGAAUCUAAGUUGAGAGCAAAAGGAUGCACACUUCUCUCAACCUGAACAUGUAAUUUUGUUAUCUAUUCAUUUGCUCUUUCCUCAAUACAACUUCUACAGAGCAAGUUGUGAUAUAAUUUACAGUUCACUGUACAACAUUCAUAUAUUUAUAUAGUUGCAAUGAAGAAAUAGAGCACAUAGCUGCUCUUCCAGGAUGGUGAUCCAAAAUUGCAUAUAUUUGAAAGGAAUGAUCAACAUCACUUAUGAGCUUGGUGGACCUGGAGUAGUAAUCUUGCUUGGAUCUGCAUUCAUCUUCUGACACUUAUCAAUAGGGUUAUUAUGAAUGAUAUCUUUGUUGAAGCAGAUAAUGAUUAAUGCUUGAAGCAAGCUUCAGUGGUUUUCAUGGAUACUGAGUAGGUUUAUUUGUAUUGCUUAUGAUUUUAUGCAGAAGCGUGUUGAUAGUGACCAAUAAAUGGUGUUACAUCUGGAACUAUCACAAGUUUAAAAGGUUCAAUUUGAGGAACUUGGUAAUGCUAGGUUAGGAUAUGACGAGGAAAUUCAGAUUUUUGGUGGUGGGCUUUGAAUUUCUAUUGAGCAUGUGAUUGCUUUGGGAACUUUUUACUCAUUGGUGAUUGCUGAACCAGGUAAGCUUGCCAGCAAUUAGCAGCACCCUGGUUUCACUCUUUGACAGGAUCAAUCUGGAGACUUUUAAUUUUGUAAUUUUAGGCUUUGCUUGCUGAUUAUUGCUGUAUGGAACUUGUGGUCAGCAGAAGCCAGCUUAAAGGUGUUCCAUGUGAUGCAUUUAUGUUAUGAUAUGAGGAACCAAGGGAGUGACUUCAAGAAACAAUAGGUUUCUGUUAUUAUUUAAUUGGAAAGCAAGCCCGCAGAGAUUAGCUUUUGUGGUUCAAACUUCAGAACACAGUAGCAUCAUAUAUUUUUGCCCGUUGCACUGAUCAUUUAAAAUUUCAGGCUAUGUCUAUAAUUCUAGCUGUUGCUUUGUUUACAACUGGGUUAUGGAUGCAUUCUUGUAGCCAAGGGAGAAGGUUGAACCUCGGAGUUUGUACUUGCUUAUAAUCAAUCUGUUGAUGCUGAAAGCAGGUGUAGUUCAUGGAAUAAAAGGUUCAGAUAGAAAUCUAGUUGAGGUGCAUAUGCCGGCUUUUUCAAUGAGCUUACUUUAGAAUGAAAUAACCCCGGAAGGCUUUGAUCGGAGCUGAGAAUCUCUUCUCUAAAGCUGUGUUGGUAGUGUGAAGUGUGUCUGUAUACAGUUUGUCGGCGCAGCAAGUAUAUUAUUUGAUGUAAUUGAGGUGUAUAAAAAGUAAAGAAAUAACAGUUACUUCUGAUUC